Musa acuminata AAA Group (dessert banana) is the source of this 565-nucleotide messenger RNA. Its product is annotated as UPF0426 protein At1g28150, chloroplastic. The transcript is spliced from 3 exons. The coding region runs from base 123 to 500 and encodes 125 amino acids. The record is from RefSeq and is a predicted model, not a curated record. NCBI's taxonomy places the organism in Eukaryota, Viridiplantae, Streptophyta, Magnoliopsida, Zingiberales, Musaceae.
GAGAUUUUUUGGUGUGUUCCGGAAACGGCAGGUAAAAAACUCUUCCUGCCACACCUGAAUUGGGUCGAUAGAUAAGAGGAGAGAGCAGCAGCAGUAAGAUCCAUCGAAGUGGCCUGGAAGCGAUGGCUCUCCUCCUCAACUCAUCCUUGAUUCCCGUGAAGUGGGAGAAGAAGUUCAUUUCCAACCCUCUCAUCCCAUCUUCUUCCUCUUCUGAUAACAACAAGAGCAAGCGGAAGUCUGCAGUCGCUGUCAAGCGAAUCCAAGCCUGCCUUAACCCAUUCGAGGAUCCCAUCCUCAAAGAUGCCCUCAAGGAACCGGUGGCCUUCAUGGGCGGGGUGUUUGCUGGCUUUCUGAGGCUCGAUCUGAACGAGGACCCGCUCAGGGACUGGAUCUCGAAGACGGUCGAAGCUUCCGGAAUCGCCGCCGACGGUGAGAUCGAUGCGGAAGGGGCCGAGGUGGAAGCCGAGGAUGAUGCUCCUCGGCAGAUCGAGAUCGAAUAAGGUCUCCUGUUUCUUGAUUCCAUGUUCUUAAUGGAGUAUUGGUUAUAUUAUUACCUUUCCGUGAA